CUUCUCCCCGCUCUCUUUCUUUGUACUCAUCAUUUUCUGGUCUUCUCUACAUUCAAUUUCAGAGUUACACACAGAUCGACAGUAAUCGGGAAAAAUGGCGGAUUACUCUCAGUUGGAGAGAAUGGGCCGAGAACUCAAAUGCCCCAUCUGCUUGAGCCUGCUCAACUCUGCGGUGUCUCUCUCUUGCAACCACGUGUUCUGCAACCCGUGUAUUGAAAAAUCCAUGAAAUCAGCUUCCAGUUGUCCUGUUUGUAAGGUUCCAUAUGGACGCAGAGAGGUUCGUCCUGCCCCUCAUAUGGAUAACCUAGUAAGCAUUUACAAAAACAUGGAAGAGGCUUCAGGUGCCAAUAUAUUUGUAACUCAAAAUGCACCUUCAAAUAAAAUUUCAGUAGAUGGCUCGGAUCAAGCUGGGAAUGGUAGAAAUCGUGGAAGAGAAAAAAUUGAUAGAAGAAGCCAACAGACAGACAGGAAACAGGGAAGUUUUAAAAGAAUGUGCUCAAAGCCUGCACUAAAGACUAGCCAAGAGAAUUCUGAUUUGGAUCCUGCAAAACCAUCCUUUCCAACAAAGAAAAGGGUUCAGCUCCCACAAUAUCCUCCUUCGAGGACUGCUGAACAGCAGACAACAUCUAAAAGUAGAUCUAGUGGAAUUGCAGAAGUUCAGCCACCAAAGAAUUCAGAUGUGUUAACAGAAAAAAUAGCUGUAAAGGAAAAAGGAGAAUUGGCUUUUACCCCAUUUUUUUGGUUGAGAGAUGAUGAGGAUGUAGAAAAGUUAAGUCAGCAGACAGAUGGUGAUCAGAACAUGGAUACACCACUAAUUGAUGCUCCUUGCUUCAGUGACAUAAAGGACUCAGAUGAUGAAACCCUAUCUCAAAGGGGCCAAAAUGGGGGAGGAAAUACCACAUCUGAUAAUGCUGAUUACUUUGAGAGUGAGAUGUUUGAAUGGACACAGAGACCUUGCUCACCUGAACUUUGUUCCAGUCCCAUGAAAAUACAGGCUGAUACUGAUGAAUACAAUACCAUUCAGGUAAAAGAAUGCAACUUAUCAUUGCAGACAAAACCCACAACUGGAAAAUAUGGAACUGAAAACACAGAAAAUGUGUUUCCCAAACAGAAAACCAAUGAUGCAGAAGCAAGCUUAGCUGGUUUAUCCUCUUCAGGAAUUAACACUACUAACAUUGACAAUAGAAUUAAAAAGUCCAACAAGUGUGGCAGGAAGGUGAGUGUAAGAACAAAAAGGAAACAAGCUAAGAGACCCAUAGAUGAAGUUCGUGGAGUUCAAGCUGACCCAAACAAAGUGGUUGAAGGUGCUGCAUCUGAGAAGAAAUGUCACGAUAACAUUAAUUUGUUAAAUUUAAAAGAAAAAACGCAUAGGAGAGUUAAGAAAGUUAUGUGUGAGAAUGUUGCAGUACGAUGUCUACAGGAAAAUGUUUCUGCUUUAUCCAUUGGAAAAAAUAGUCUGAAUGGUAAUAACAGGACCAUUUCAGAAUUGCCAGCUGCAUUAGAUUGUAGCAGCAUGGAGACAAAUGAUCAGAAACAGAGGGAUUGCCCUAAAGGAUCCAAAAUUAACACCACAAACAAUACACAAUGUGAUCAGAAGCUGAGCAACUCUAAAAGGCAAAAAGUCUUCAAUGAUGAUAUUCUGAAGGAUAAUAGCUUGGUUAAUAGCAUUCAGUAUGGUUCUAACAUGGUUUCUGAAAAGAGCACUCAACCCUCAUACAAUUCCCAAGUUCGAGUUUUGCAGAAUUCUGCAGCAGAGAAGGCUCUGCCUGAUUCUUUCAGACUGUUAUUGCAUAAAUGUGAGAAUGUUCCUAGCAAAAUUGAAUGUGCUUUCUGUCAUUCUACAGAAGAAUCUCAGGCGUCAGGAGUCAUGGUUCACUAUCUCAAUGGCAAGCCAGUUGCAGCAGAUUAUAGUGGUGGCCAAAAGAUCAUACAUGCACAUAGGAAUUGUGUGGAAUGGGCUCCUAAUGUGUAUUUUGAAGAUGAUAUUGCCAUCAACCUGGAUGCUGAAUUAUCACGAAGUCGAAGGAUUAAAUGCUGUUGCUGUGAUAUCAGAGGGGCAGCUCUCGGGUGUUAUGAGAAAAGCUGUCGCAAGAGCUUCCAUGUUCCUUGUGCGAAGUUAAUCCAACAAUGUCGUUGGGAUAAUGAUAACUUUGUUAUGUUAUGCCCCAUUCAUUCUUCUUCUAAGCUUCCUAAUGAGAUAUCAGCAUCUCAGAUCAAAAGGAAACAGAAAUGCACCUCAAAAAGGCCAUCUCAAUCCCACCAACCAGAAGUUGCUUCAAAAGAUGGUAGCACUGGUCAGCAGUGGAAUUCUCAUGGAUUGUCAUCUCGAAAACUGAUCCUCUGUUGUUCAGCUCUCACAAGUGAAGAAAAGGAAAUCGUUUCCAAGUUUGAGAGAUUAUCUGGGGUUAUGGUACUAAAAAAUUGGAAUUCCAGAGUCACCCAUGUUGUUGCGUCUACGGAUGAGAACGGAGCUUGCAGAAGAACCCUCAAAAUUUUGAUGGGAAUCUUAGAGGGGAAGUGGAUCCUAAGUAUUGAGUGGAUUAAGGUCUGCAUGAAGGCCAUGGAACCUGUUAAUGAGCAGCCUUAUGAAAUUGCUCUCGACAUCCAUGGAAUCAGGGAUGGUCCUCGACUUGGAAGAUUGAGAGUUCUGAACAAGCAACCAAAUCUGUUCGAGAAGUGUGAAUUCUAUUUUACAGGAGAAUUUGCACCUUCAUACAAGGGUUACCUACAUGAUCUCAUAAUUGCAGCUGGGGGGGCUGUUCUGCAACGGAAACCCAUUUCAAGUGUCCAAGAAUUUGCUUCAUCUGGAAAGAAAACAUCAUCAACCUUCAUCAUUUUCAGCCUCGAGCUGCCGGAUAAGUGUGACCCCGACCAGAAAAAUUCAAUUCUCAAACUGAGGCGGUUAGAUGCUGAAGCUUUAGCAAGCUCCACUAGAGCCACAGUGGCAAGCAACUCAUGGAUUUUGGACAGCAUUGCUGCUUGUAAGUUGCAAAACCUUGCAGAAUACUAACCGAUUGCAGGAGAUUAUCAUCUUUCAUCAGUUCUACAGUCUUGUAUCAGUAAGUUCUGGUUUGGUGUAGUUAUGAGGUUAUCUCUUCAGCACUGUUGGAGGAAGCUCAUGUAAAUUGUUGAGAAAAAAAACAAAAAACCAGGCAAAGAUUGGGUAACUUUCUUUUUGGAUCAUGUUGAAGAACCCAUCUGUUCCAGAAAAUUUUUAUGAUUAUAUCACCCGAUAGUGAGGAUGUGUGUAAUUUUCAUUCUAGUAAAAUGUGAUAUUUGUCCAUUGGCUACAGGACAACUUGGCUUGAUGCCAAGAUUUAUUCAUGUUGUCCUAUGAUGCUAAAAUAUAAUGAAAAAUAAUCAUUA
Molecule: messenger RNA, 3366 nt
Organism: Diospyros lotus (date-plum)
Lineage: Eukaryota; Viridiplantae; Streptophyta; Magnoliopsida; Ericales; Ebenaceae
Product: protein BREAST CANCER SUSCEPTIBILITY 1 homolog
Exons: 14
Coding region: 95-3010 (971 amino acids)
Biological process (GO): negative regulation of fatty acid biosynthetic process; double-strand break repair via homologous recombination; positive regulation of transcription by RNA polymerase II
Cellular component (GO): BRCA1-BARD1 complex; BRCA1-A complex; plasma membrane
Molecular function (GO): ubiquitin-protein transferase activity
Source: RefSeq, a predicted model, not a curated record